GAGAGAAUAUCGGCAAGGAGCUAAAGAUAACAAUAAAGAAGAAGCUGAAGCUGAAGCCAAAGUGGAAGUCGAAGUUGGCGAACAAGAAGAACCCACUAAAGCUUCACGAAAACUCUAUAUGAGAGAAUAUCGACGCAAACGUCGACAGGCGGCACUAUUAAAAGCAAGAGAGGAGGAAGCGAGGCAACGUAUUGAGACCACAAAAACGUCACGAAAGUUCUACAUGAGAGAAUAUCGACGCAAACGUCAACAGAUGGCAUUAGUAGAAGUAGAAGAUACUAAGGCUAGGCAAUGCGAAGAGAUCUACGAAAAUGUACGAAAAGAGUGUACAAAAAAUGAACCGCGUAAUGGGCAACAGGCUACACAAGCAGAAAUGAAAAAGAUAGAAGAAGAGGGUGAAAACUCUCGAACACAAUAUAUGCAAGAAAACCGACGGAAUCCCCGGCGAAGAAGAAUAACUGGCAUUAAAGGACAAUGGUCACUCAAUAAUUUGAAGGCCAAUGUGGAGACUAAGAGCAUCCACAGCGGUAUAUGUAAGAGUGACACGGUUGUGGUGCAAUUACCGACUGAGCCAAGGAACAAGGGAAACGGCGUGUCCGUAAGAAAAUGCCCAAUUCGUCUCUUGUACCUGUGUACCAAAGACCGUUUUCAAUUUUUUACCUCGUUCUAUCAUUUCUUGUACUCUUCUCCAAAUUACCCUACUUUACUAUUAUCACCUUUACUGCUCUCACCUCUUUCCUAUGCUGAUUUCAAAUAUGACAGCAUCUUCUUUACAUUUCCUCUUUUAUCAUUCGCUGGAUAA
Molecule: messenger RNA, 802 nt
Organism: Phycomyces blakesleeanus NRRL 1555(-)
Lineage: Eukaryota; Fungi; Mucoromycota; Mucoromycetes; Mucorales; Phycomycetaceae
Exons: 3
Coding region: 119-802 (227 amino acids)
Source: RefSeq, a predicted model, not a curated record